Molecule: messenger RNA, 648 nt
Organism: Phoenix dactylifera (date palm)
Lineage: Eukaryota; Viridiplantae; Streptophyta; Magnoliopsida; Arecales; Arecaceae
Product: NADH dehydrogenase [ubiquinone] 1 beta subcomplex subunit 2-like
Cellular component (GO): mitochondrial inner membrane; respiratory chain complex I
Source: RefSeq, a predicted model, not a curated record
UCUAAUUCCAACGUACCGCAAUCUUCGAUAAAAAAACCGAAAAAAAAAAAACUACGACAAGCUAUGCUCAAGAAAAUUCCGUCGUCCCGGAAACCAUACCAUACCUUCUCCGUUCCCCCGCAGACAACCAGGUAACAAACAGGUCAUAGAUCGAGAGCGAGAGGAAGAGAGAUGGCCGGCGGCGGGGGGCACGAAGGAAGCACGACGUACAGGGGCUACGCCAUCCACCGCCCCAAGCGCUGGCACGUCCUCACCGGCAAGGGCUUGUGCGCCAUCAUGUGGUUUUGGGUUUUAUACAGGGCUAAGCAAGAUGGUCCUGUAGUUUUGGGUUGGCGUCAUCCUUGGGAGGGGCACGAAGACCACUCUCAUGGGCAUGACCAUGGGCAUGAGGCAUCUCAUUAGAAAUCCCAAGGGUGUCUGCUGAGAAAGGUUUCGAGCUGUUGCCUGUGUGACUGCAAUGCUAGUCAAUAAGGUUGAUUUGGGACAUGAAACUGUUCAUUUCAUUUUGUUAUUACAUAAAAUUGUGGAUUGGAAAACUGAGCCUGUUUAUAUUUGCUCGAUUUAGCUUGUCUAGACUCCUCUUCAUAUGAAAUGGAUUAUCAUGUUCUGUGAAAACCCUAUAUUUAAUACCAUUUCUAUUUCUGAAAA